Molecule: messenger RNA, 1206 nt
Organism: Anopheles maculipalpis
Lineage: Eukaryota; Metazoa; Arthropoda; Insecta; Diptera; Culicidae
Exons: 1
Coding region: 1-1206 (401 amino acids)
Source: RefSeq, a predicted model, not a curated record
AUGGUGAAGGCUGACAGAUUGUACAAAAACACCGGUGAAUCCACGAUCCAAUCCACGAUGAACCACGUGCUCGAUAAGGGUUCCUUCUUGCAACAGGAUGGUGUGCGAGCUCGCUUAGUAAAAAGAGUUUUUUACACGACACAGCAACAUUUUUAUCAACCGACUAGUUUUAUCAGUGAUUCUUCAUCGCUGUGCGAUGAAUUAAAGCGUGUUCAACAGCUGCAAGCAAUGUUACUGUUUAUGCAGCAACAGCAGCAACAUCAGCACCAUAACAAACAGCAGCAAUUGCAAACGCCUGCAUUCAUGUCGGGAUCGUUGCAGUCUUCCCAACAACCGACGAACCGAAACCGUAUCGGUAUGAUGACACGGCAGCAAUUCGCAUCUGGUUCUGCAGCCUCAGCAAUGAAUACUAAUGCUACUACCUCUGCAGCUGUUGAUCGAACUGUUUAUUCACAUUCGAAACAGCAUUUCGUAAGUGUACAUGAUCGUUUGCCAAAAGCGUUCCACAGCUACAACCAUUGGCUCGAGCACGUGAAACGCCUGCAUCUGGACGAACAGCAGUGCAUGGUAGCUUCCAUGCAAGCUCAACUUUUGUACAACUGGUAUCGGGUGUGGGAAGCGACCGAUCAGCACAAUGCCCAUUGGUGGAAAAAUCGUACCAAUAUGCGUACCGCCGCCAUACAAACAUCAACGAUCUGUCCUCUCCAGAAUGUUCUUUUCCAGGCAUUCUACCAAUUGAUGUCGAGUGCUGGAGAAGGUGGCUAUUUCCAUCCGUUCAUCCACUUCGAUCUUAGACACAGUGAAAAACAGCCAACCCAGCAUAAGCGGCAUCAAAACACGCGUCGAGGCCAAUAUCGCACGGAACAAUCGCCACCCACAAAAGUGGUGUCAGUCGCUACACCAGCUGGGGCCACGCUGCCAAAACCGAUCAACGCGACAACUGGCAGGAGCCCGUCGAUUGCCAAUAGCAAUCCUUUAACACCGUUCCUGUUUGUCUAUGUGCCGUUGCUAACGCCGCUGCCUGCACCCCAACAGUUAGCCUUUGCUGUAAACCACAGCGCGGGCUCAGGACCACUAGUAUCGCCGGGGCGGACGGCUCUACCACCAUCAGGGUUGCCACCGCCGUCAACGUGCUCCUUGGAUGCCAUCAUUAAUGACAGGUUAGUGCAGCCAUUCGUUUACGCACCAAUUUCAAACGACAAUUAA